AUGGAGCUCGCCACAAUGGACCCUGUUGCGCAGCAGGAACUGCAGCGCAUGACGCGGGCGAUCGAGGAGUACGCGUCUCGGUUGGACUCUCUCGGCGCCGAACUGGAGACUAUCGAGCAGCAGAACCGCAACGAUGAAGUGAGUCGUCAGAUUCAGCAGUACAACGAGGCCGUGGUGGCGCCACAGGAGAUCGCCGUCGAGGAUGCCAUGGACAACAUCGUCCGCAUGCAGAACCAGCUGAAGAUUGCGCAGCGCCGCAACCAGCUGCUGGCGCGCGAGAAUGCCAUGCAGGAGAAGCUGCUGCGCGAACGGGCAAACAAGCUUAACAGCACGCACAAAGAGCUGGACACGAUAAUGGCCGCAACGGGCUGGUACGGCGGCAAGCGUGAUGUGCAGUUCUCACGGAUCGAGCGCGAGCAGGCGGAUAUUCACGACAUGUCGCUUGUGGAGACGUCUUUGCGCUCCGACAUCAAGAGCAGCAAAUUGACGAUUGCGAAGCUGGAGAAGACAGUGCUAGCGCUGAGCGCGAAGAUGCUGGAGAACGAGGAGCGUCGCACGAGGUAUAUGCAGCUGUGCAACGACUGCCGGGUGCGAGAGAAAGAGUGCAGCGAGAUGCAGGCCACGGCGCAACGCAUGGCGGCAGACAACAAUAAGCUGCAGCUGGUGGUAAAGACAGAAAGCGACUCAACCCUCAUCGAGAAUAGCAUCGCGUGCAUGGAGAGCGAUCGCGAGUUCCUCUCCGACGCCGUGCAGGACAUGAAGAUGGCCUGCCGCCGCCAGGAAAAUGUUAUCAAAGCGCAAAUCACCCGUGAGCAGCAGCUGCAACGGCGCUUGGAUACCGUGACCAAGUCGCUGAAUGAGAUGCGGCUGGCGCGCGAAUUCGAACGCAACGUUGCCAAGUCGGCGUUGGUGCCGUCGGCCUCGCGCGAGGAGCCGGAGGACGUGGCGGAGGUGCUGCCUCAGGAUGAGUACAUACCAGUGGACACUUUCCGGCUUCUCUACAAGAACAACGAGAUGAUGCGCACCAACGUAGCACGCAAGAACAUGCUCGUGUUGGAGAAGGAGAGCGUUGUGCAGUCGAUGGAGGCGAGGGUGAUGCAGCACAUUGAAAAGCACAACGAAAUUGCCCGGUUUGAUGACAACAUUCAGAUUUCGGCCGAAGCAUCUGUGCGCGCCGCAAAGCUCAACCUCGACGUCGAGGAGAAUAAGCUGAUAAGCCAAAUCGAGAAUCUGCGUGUGUCGAACAAUCAGAUGCGCGUCGCUAUCUCCAAGAAAGCGGCAUCGAUGCAGGCUCACAAGGCGGUAUCGGGUCACAGGAAAUAA
Messenger RNA from Leishmania mexicana MHOM/GT/2001/U1103, 1323 nucleotides. RefSeq lists its product as hypothetical. The transcript has a single exon. The coding region runs from base 1 to 1323 and encodes 440 amino acids. Lineage: Eukaryota; Euglenozoa; Kinetoplastea; Trypanosomatida; Trypanosomatidae. The record is from RefSeq and is a predicted model, not a curated record.